Messenger RNA from Talaromyces amestolkiae, 894 nucleotides. RefSeq lists its product as uncharacterized. NCBI's taxonomy places the organism in Eukaryota, Fungi, Ascomycota, Eurotiomycetes, Eurotiales, Trichocomaceae. The transcript is spliced from 3 exons. Bases 1 to 894 code for a protein of 297 amino acids. The record is from RefSeq and is a predicted model, not a curated record. Gene Ontology annotation, molecular function: catalytic activity.
AUGGUUACGGCUGCUGGCAAACUACGACAGCUUCUCGCGGACCCAGACAAAAUCAUUGUAUGCCCGGGAGUUUAUGAUGGAUUCACAGCACGAAUCGCUAUGCAGACCGGAUUCGAUGCUCUAUACAUGACCGGUGCAGGAACAGCUGCUUCUGUACUCGGUAUGCCAGAUCUCGGAAUACUCACUCUGAACGAGAUGCGCGGCAAUGCAGAGAUGAUUGCCAAUCUAGAUCGAUCUGUGCCACUGAUUGCUGAUGCCGAUACUGGAUUUGGAGGGUCAUUGAUGAUUCAUCGAACUGUCACUGAGUACAUUCGAAGCGGCGUAGCAGCUCUGCAUCUUGAAGAUCAACCAACCACGAAGAGAUGCGGUCACUUGCGCAACAAAAUCAUUGUUGACGAAGACGAAUUCCUGUCUCGAAUCAGUGCCGCGGUCAAUGCUCGUGCACAGUCCGGUGGUGAUAUAGUUCUCAUCGCCCGUACUGAUGCACUCGAGUCUCUUGGCUAUGAUAAUGCCGUGCAAAGACUGAAACAUGCCGUCGCGCUGGGGGCCGAUGUCGCUUUUCUUGAGGGCGUUACUUCAAAGGAGCAGGCAAAGCAGGUUUGUGAAGAUCUCAGCCCAACGCCUGUUCUUUUCAAUGCUGUGUCCGGUGGGGUAUCUCCUUAUUUAUCCGUACAAGAAGCUCGUGAUCUUGGGUUUCGAAUGGUUAUUUUUCCUGGGUUGGCGUUAGGCGCGGUCUACGGGGCUUUGACUGCGGAAGUGAAACACCUUAAAGAGACCGGUACUACUCCAGUCAGAACAGGUGGUCCCCGGGAGCUCUUCAAUGUUCUUGGAUUGAAGGAGGCUAUACAGAUAGACGCUGCAGCAGGUGGUAAGCUUUACGAAAGGGGCUUUUAG